This is a messenger RNA of Amborella trichopoda, 1406 nucleotides long. It is a transcript of the gene CHL, whose product is annotated as chloroplastic lipocalin. Lineage: Eukaryota; Viridiplantae; Streptophyta; Magnoliopsida; Amborellales; Amborellaceae. The record is from RefSeq and is a predicted model, not a curated record. Gene Ontology annotation, molecular function: small molecule binding.
CUGGAUAGCUUUUCUUUUCGCCUGAGUUCUGAUCUGCUUUGAGUUCAUUUGGACAGGAGAUUUAAGAAAAAUUUAAAUUAGCAAUUAUUAUUUUUAAAUAUAUCAAUAAUGAUUCUGCAUAAUUCUCCCCUCCUUCUUCCGUCCUCACAAUGCCUGCCAAGAUGCUUACUCAAUGCCGAGAAAACCGUGCAUUUCAAAGGAGAAAAAGAAGAAGAAAAAGAAAUGGCAACACAUCUUGUGCCUCUGAAAAGAACAUUGACUUGUUCACUGGAGAGGAUACAAUGUUUCAGAGAGGCUUUUACCCCAAAGUUUUUCACUGGCCUUGUGGCUUCAGUAAUGGUUCUAACCCCAUCCAAUUGGGUCAUCGCUGAAGAAUCACCUCAAAAGAAUAAUUUAUGCCAGCUUGCCUCUGCGAUGGGGAGUGGGGCAUCUCUUAAACUUGACGAGGAAACAAAUGGAGAAAUUGGGAAUCUAAUGAUGAGAGGAAUGACUGCUAAAAAUUUCGAUCCAAUUCGAUAUUCCGGAAGGUGGUAUGAAGUAGCAUCACUUAAACGUGGAUUUGCAGGCCAGGGACAAGAAGACUGCCAUUGUACACAGGGAGUAUAUUCAUUUGAUGCUCAGACCCCUUCAAUCCAAGUUGAUACAUUUUGUGUGCACGGUGGCCCUGAUGGAUAUAUUACUGGUAUAAGGGGAAGGGUUCAGUGCCUUGCUGAGGAAGAUUUGGAGAAAAAUGAAACUGAUCUGGAGAGACAAGUUAUGAUCAGAGAGAAGUGUUACCUUCGAUUUCCUACUUUGCCAUUUAUUCCCAAGGAGCCAUAUGAUGUGAUUGCUACGGACUAUGACAAUUUUGCUCUCGUAUCUGGGGCAAAAGACAGAAGUUUUAUUCAGAUCUACUCACGGACUCCUGAUCCAGGGCCUGAGUUCAUUGAGCGAUAUAAGUCUUACCUCGCAAACUUCGGAUAUGAUCCAAACAAAAUCAAAGAUACUCCCCAAGAUUGUGAAGUUAUGUCUUCUGGUCAAUUGGCCUUGAUGAUGUCGAUGUCAGGUAUGCAAGAAGCUCUGACAAAUCGAUUUCCUGAUCUUGAAUUGAAGGCACCCAUUGCACUUAACCCCUUCACAAGCAUUAUAGACACCCUGAAGAAGCUUCUUGAGCUCUAUUUCAAAUGAUUCUGUUGAUUUUGUUUCAAAUAACUGGAAAGUUUGUGGAAAUCUGUGGGCAGAAUGGCUGGUAACUCAUUUUCGAGGAAGCUCAAAUUGCUAAAAUAUUUAUCUUCCAUUUAUAAUCAUGUUUAGUCCAGGAACAAGAAACACAAGAAUUCCAUUUUCUUUUCAAUUAUACCUUAUGGCUCCAUGUUUUCUAAUAUGAUACCUAAGGAGAAAUGCAAAUAGCGUUGUGUUGCUUUGUA